AAUUAGAAUUCAUAGCAUGGCCUGAAGUGAUGUCUAACAAAUUGUCCAGUGAACGAACUAUUGCUUUGCAUUGGUUCACAAUGUCUGCAUAGGUAACUGUCAAAGGAAUUAUUGGGCUGUUAAAGCCUGAUAUGAAGUUGAGCUUAAAAUACGUUGGCUCGUUAAGUUGGGCUCGAUGAGCUCGUUCAUGAGCUAAUAGCGAGUCAAGCCCGAGCCAUGGUUUGUUCAUUGCUGGGUUGAUUCGCUUUGUGCAUGGUUUGUUCAGUGUUGGGUUAAUUCACUUUGUGCAGUGUUCUUUAUGUUUUAUCUCUCGAGCAUGCAUGGUUUGUUAACCAAAUGCUUUGGAAUAGCUCCUCUUGAUCUAGUUUCAAUUUUCUUUGGUUGGUCUCUUUUUUAUACGGUAACUGAUCUUUCAUAAUGCAAUUCAAGUGAUCAUUAAUAAAAAACAAUAAAUAUCACUAAAAACCUGCAUGGAUGGAUAAGAGCAGUUGGAUUUGUCUGUGGGAUGCGGAUAUUCCACCCAAAUUGAAGGUGUUUAUGUGGCAGAUCUUUGACCGAAUCUUGCCCACUACGGAAGCCUUGAUCCUCCUAUAAUAUAUAGCCGUUCUCCGGCUAAUUUUCUCCAUUUUGAAAUCCUUGGCCUCUCCUGCAUUGUCGCUAGGGGCAAUUGUGGAAAGUAAAUUGUCUUAGUGGAUCCCUUAUAUUUUAUUAUUCGAAAAAUCAGUAUACACGUCCCUGCAACUGCUCAAUAUCCCUUCGUCUACACCUCAUUCCAGCGACUCUCAAACGCUCAUUUUCCCUUCUUCCUCACCCAUACCAGCGACGCAUUCCGACGGUGCCGCUUCUUCCCAAUCUGCAACUCAGCCAUGCUUAAUCGCCCCUGCAACCGCUAAUUGUCCCUUCGUCCUCACCUCAUACCAGUGGCCGGCAAAUUCCAUAUCAUCGCGGAAUUAGAAUUCAGUGGUUGAUUCGUCUUCGCCAGUGACUUCCCGACUCUUCCCGAUCCUCUCCGAAUCCCUUCCAGAAGAGUUUGCUGGGUCAACCCGAGACUGCUAGGUCUGAUGCCCUUUCAGAUCCUUUUCGUCCUUUUCCAUUUUACUUGAUGUUGAUGAUAAUGAUGAUGAUGAUGCUAGAUAAUUUCAGAUUGGAAUCGGUCACAAGGGAUAAUUUUAUUGAUGUAUGCUUGCUUUCGCGAGGGUAGAAUUGAUGAUGGUGCUGCAUAUUUUAGGAAGAUGGUCGAUUCAGGGCUGAGAACGGACUUGCCUGUUUAUGAUAGACUGGUUGAUCAGUUGGUUAAGGCUGGGAAGAUUGACGAGGCAAAAUAGUUGUACGAGCUGAUGGUGAAGAAACAGAGGAUGAAUAAUGAGAGCUAUAAGUUCAUAAUGAAAGCACUAAGUGAUCAUGGGAGGUUGGACGAAGUGCUUCAAUUGGUCGAUGCAAUGUUGGAUAAUGAGGCUAUCAACGUGAAUGAGGAGCUUCAGGAGAUAGUGAAAGGCGAGUUGAACAAGGAAGGGAGAGGAGACGAACUAGACAAUCUUAUGGAAGAAAAAGCUAGGCUAAAGGCUGAAGCGAAAGCGAGAGAAGGGCAAAAAUUACCAUUGCUAAUCUCUUUCCACCUAAGAACAAGGAAGAGGAGACAGGAUCUGCAGAGGGAAAUGAUGUUAAUGCUAAUGAGGCAGCUCCUGCUGCUGCAGAAUCUGCAGCGGGUGAAGACCAACUCAUAGAGAAAGCAGAAUCUGUUGAUGCAGAAGACUCGAGGGACGAGGUAAGAGCUUGAAAGAUGGUGAAGUACUGUUCUUUGCCACCCCUUUAUCAAGCCAUGUUAAGGUCAUUCAUCUGAUUUUGCUAUAUAUUGCUGCCAUGUAAUUAAACAAUAGCUGGGAAAUGAGGUGGGAGUUUGAAUUCUAGGCGCAGUGAGUAGAAUGUGGUUACUUUGAAGGAUUUCAAUGUUGGAUGAUACCCAAGUUUGUAGUUGCGCCUUCUGUUAAUUUCUAUGUGCACUUCCAUAAGUUGUUCUGUUCUGCAAUUACCUGCUGCAUUUGGUUGGAUAUUGAUUGACCUUCCUUCAGCUCCUGAUCUAUUGCUACGGUGGCGAUUUGAACAAUCUAUGGUACAUAUAUAAAAUAUCUUUUUUCGGUACUUUUUAGUGCCAAUUCAUUGUUAUCUCACUUUCCUCUGUUUGGUGUUUCUCCUCUCUGAUAUCUCUAUACUGGUUGUUCUUCUGUCAGUGAAACUCCAUGGGUUUGUGCGAGCCGAACGGGAGCUUUGGAUUGGCUUACGACGUCAUCGGGGUCAAAGAUUUUGAAUCUCUGUUGUCUACGGGUCGAUUAAAAGGUGAGCCCUCUGGAUCAGUUUACCAUCCCCAAGUCUUCGAUUUGUUUGUCAAACAAAAAUUGGAGUUUUUGACCCAACCAUUGAUUUCAAUUGUCAAUAGGGAACAUGAAUCUCUUAUGCCUACUGUCGCUUUAGUUCUCAAUCUGUAACUGGAAACCUUGACCUCAUCUAUUGAUUUCUUUCUCAAGAGUUGGGCACGUGAUUCCCCAACCCCAAUUGUGGUUUUAGUACGCGAUCAGGUACUGGAAUUGCCGCCCUUAACUUACAUUACAAUAUUUCUUUGGUUCAUUUUGACAUGACCGUAAUUGAAGUUCUGUCCUUUCAAUUGGUGAGUUCAUUUUUGCUUUCAGUGAACCUCCUUACAAGUAAUAUUUACUUUCCGUUGUUUCCUAAUUAACUGUCUUUGCUUGCCCGUUGUUAGGUCUUUUGAGUUUAAUAUAACUUGACCCUGUUAGAUGUAGAUGUCUUCUAACAAUUAAUUUGGUUUUGGUUUUGUUUUGUUAGCCAUUGUUUAGUAGGAGCGUUUGAACCGAGAUUGUGUUGAGUGCUUUAACGAUUUUGUAAAUAGUGUAAAUUAUUGUUUCGGCAGUGCUUGCUUGAGCAAUUGUUUGAAUAUUAGACAGUGCCUCUAAAAUUGAUAGAAGUUAAUCAGAAGGUUGUCAUGCUCUAUGGUAUCAUUUCGGUAGUGCCCCAGUCAUAGGUUUCUUCGUAUUAUUUUCAUUAUCCAUAGUUUUGUAAUUCCUACCGCCAAGUUGUUUUGUGUUUCUGGAUUUCAUAGCUGAUGUGGGAGACAUAUUCAUGUCCAGCCAUUCCACUUGCAUUUUUGAGCUGUCAUGUUGUUGCAUUAUGCUGCCAAUUGUCCUGUUAUCAGUUUCAGAUAUAUGUAUGUUGGUUUCCUGAUGGUGAUUUCUGAAAAUCAGUAAGUGAUUCAAUCUAUGCCAAGGCGCGAGGUUGUUUCAGUUUUGUGUUGUAGAUAUAUUUGUCGGUUACGUGUUCGUGUCUCUGUUCUGCUUGAUCAAAUAAGUUUGAACUUGGCGU
This is a messenger RNA of Linum trigynum, 3372 nucleotides long. The record is from the annotation of a GenBank genome assembly. NCBI's taxonomy places the organism in Eukaryota, Viridiplantae, Streptophyta, Magnoliopsida, Malpighiales, Linaceae.